AUGCUUAAGGGGGGAAAAAUUGCCCCGAUAACGGCACAAGCAGGAGUAACAGGUCAGCAGCAAUAUUCGCUUCAGCAGCAGCAGCUGCUGCAAAAGAAUUGGAAACACGGUUCUGAAGCAACAACAGCAGCAGCAACAGCGGCGGCAGCAGAAGCAACAGUAGCUGCAACAGCACAGAGCGGCGAGACAAGCAACCAGUGUGCGGUCCUAUGGGAAGCUUUAGCGGACCUUCACUCUCAUCCCACUUAUCUGCUGCAGUGUCCGCAGCAGCUGCUGCGUCUGCGGCGGCAGCUGCUGCAGCAACAACUGCAGCAGCAACUCCUUGCGGAGGGCCCCUGGGGGGAGCCCAUGAGGUUUGCUGCAGGCAAGGAAGCGCCGAGGACCCUCACGGCGGCGCUGCGGUGGGUCCCGCGUGCAGCAGCAGCAGAAGCCGCUGCCUUUGUCUCCCUGCUGCAGCUGCUGUAUACCCGUGGGGGAGCUGCUGCACUUGGAAUCCAGAAGCAGCAGCAGCAGCAGCAACAGGAGCAGCAACACGGCUUCUCUGCCGACGCUUCAGACGUAUGUGAAAGAAGCGACGAGGCUGCAGAGUCCCAUUUUCCACUUGUAAAUCAGCAACAGCAACAGCAGCAAGGGCAGCAACAGCAACAGCAACUACAACCGCAACUGCAGCAGCAGCAGCAGGUGCGGGGUUGGCUGCCGCUUUCAGACGCAGCAACUCUCCCCACUGAGGCUGGCAGCAGCGCAGCCACGCUACAGGAGCUGCUGAACCCCGCAGCCUUGCUAGAAGGGUCCCUUGAGGCUCUUCAUGGGCCCCUUGCUGCUCAGCUUGCUGCUGUUCUCGACAGUAGCAUAAACAGCAGCAGCACCAGCACCAGCAGCUGCGGCAUCACAGCGUUCAAAAUAGGCUUGCUGCUAGAACAAGCAGCAGCGGCUACUGAGCAAGCAAUCGCUGCUGCCGUUCAGAACUCUCCUCAAAAGCGUCUUGAGAGAGAGCAGCAUCAGCAGCAGCAGCAGCAACAGCGGCAGCCGCUGCUGGUGCGUUUCUUGUUGGAUCUUUCAACGAGGGUGCUGGACAGGCUCGAGACCCAGUGGGACUCCUCGGCGCUGCUGCUGCCGCAGCUAUCCGCAGCAGCAGCAGCAGAAUGGGCCCCCGCCGCUGAAGAGGGGGCUCCACCCCGCAGCAGUUUGCCUCCGUUUCUAACGGCUUUUGCCUCGCGCCUGCAAGACCUGCUGUUAGCGUACGCAGCUUCUCUUUCUUCUCUGCAGCAGCCUCAGCAGCAGUUCCAGCAGCAGCCCCAGCAGCAGCAGCAGCAGCAGCCGACGCGCGCUGUGAGUCGCCUGGAGACGCUGGUAGGCCGCGACGUGUCCCGCUGCCUCAACUAG
This is a messenger RNA of Eimeria tenella, 1383 nucleotides long. RefSeq lists its product as uncharacterized. Bases 1 to 1383 code for a protein of 460 amino acids. NCBI's taxonomy places the organism in Eukaryota, Apicomplexa, Conoidasida, Eucoccidiorida, Eimeriidae. The record is from RefSeq and is a predicted model, not a curated record. The transcript is spliced from 2 exons.